This is a messenger RNA of Mollisia scopiformis, 1395 nucleotides long. Its product is annotated as putative GPI anchored dioxygenase. The transcript is spliced from 3 exons. The record is from RefSeq and is a predicted model, not a curated record. Lineage: Eukaryota; Fungi; Ascomycota; Leotiomycetes; Helotiales; Mollisiaceae. Bases 84 to 1241 code for a protein of 385 amino acids. Gene Ontology annotation, molecular function: ferric iron binding; oxidoreductase activity, acting on single donors with incorporation of molecular oxygen, incorporation of two atoms of oxygen.
CUUGUACACAAAAACGUCUACUUUCUUUACGGCAUUCGCUUCUAACUUUGCAAUCUGCUUCAUUACUGUGUACGCUUUCCACAAUGGUCAAUCUCUUCAACAUCGCAACGGCGUUGGCUGCCUUGUCUGUCCUUGAACCCACGCUCGCCCAUCCUGGUGAAGCGCAUGAUGCAGCACACGUCAAGCGCGAGUUAGCCAUUCGCGAUCACCUGGCCAGCCAUUCCAAACGUGCUCUGGGGAGCUGUGAAGGUUCUGCGCAAGCUCGUGCAUUGAAGGACCGGGCAAUUGCUCGACGUGCUGCAACUGCAACUUCUCUUCGCCAGAAACGAGGACUCGCAACGAACAAACCGUACAGGCGCGAUCUUGCCGAGCUCGAGGUAUACGAAGAAAAUUCUCACCAACAAAAUAACACUGGGUAUACUCUCAAUACGCCAGAGUCGACAAUCUUUGGCGCGAACACUUCCUGCGUAUUGACACCUGAGGAUACCGUCGGUCCCUAUUACGUUUAUGGAGAACUGAUUCGAUCCAAUCUUACCGAAGUUCAAGAGGGGGUCCCGAUGCACUUGGAAAUGCAAUUCAUUGACACCAGCACCUGCGAGCCUAUCCAAGAUCUCGUGGCUGAUAUCUGGUCCUGCAACGCUACCGGUGUCUACUCCGGCAUUGACCCUUCUCAAGCAGCUGGAGAAGGUGGCUUGAACAGCACGUUUCUUCGCGGAGUUCAAGUCACAGAUACCGACGGCGUCGUCGAGUUCGAUACCAUUUUCCCUGGCCAUUACACUGGCCGUGCUACCCACGAGCACGUCGUCACUCACAUCAACUCAACCAUCCUUCCAAACGGCACCUACACCGGGGGAACCGUGAACCAUAUCGGACAAUUGUUUUUCGACACCGCGUUGCGCGCUGAAGUCGAGGCCCUGUAUCCAUACAAUACCAACACUCAAGCCGUUGUCAGCAAUGACGAUGACGCAUGGGCACCCUCUGCUGCGAGUGCCGAGUACGAUCCCUUCGUGGAGUACGUAAUGCUUGGAGACUCCCUAUCUGAUGGCCUUCUGGUUUGGAUUUCUAUCGGUGUCAAUACCACUGCCAAUUACACCGAUUUGGCUUACAUUGCAUCUUACUGGACAGAGGAUGGUGGGGAGGUCAAUGCUGAUGAUCCUUUCAAUACGAAUAUGGGGUCAGGGUCGAGCAACUCUAGCUCUAACGGAACAUCUAGCGCUAGCGGAUCAGCAAGUUCGAGUUAGAUGAUAGGGGCUAAAAGGAUGGUUUGGGGCAUGCAGAAGAAUUUUGUGUUCAUCGAUUUUUUGCAACCUAGAUCGUCUGGGAAGCUUGAGUACAAUGUUCACUGUAUGAAUGGCAUGUCAGACCUCUCAAAUUAGAUACAAAAUUUCAAUGGGG